Molecule: messenger RNA, 1955 nt
Organism: Polyodon spathula (Mississippi paddlefish)
Lineage: Eukaryota; Metazoa; Chordata; Actinopteri; Acipenseriformes; Polyodontidae
Product: E3 ubiquitin-protein ligase CHIP-like
Exons: 7
Coding region: 109-972 (287 amino acids)
Biological process (GO): protein polyubiquitination; protein quality control for misfolded or incompletely synthesized proteins; cellular response to misfolded protein
Cellular component (GO): cytoplasm; Z disc
Molecular function (GO): protein-folding chaperone binding; ubiquitin protein ligase activity
Source: RefSeq, a predicted model, not a curated record
UGGUUUCAGCCUGAAGGAGCCCGAGGGAUUGCCGGGUGGCCAGCCGGAGACACGGGGAGCAGGAUUGGGAAGCACAGCGGAGCGGGUGCUGCGGGGGUGGCGGAGAAGAUGGCAAGCAGCCCCGAAAAAAGUGCCUCUGCCCAGGAGCUGAAGGAGCAGGGGAACCGGCUCUUCCUCAACCGCAAGUACCAGGAAGCGGCAGUCUGCUACAGCAAAGCUAUUAACCGGAAUCCCUCGGUGGCAGUGUACUACACCAACCGUGCUCUGUGCUACGUGAAGCUGCAGCAGCACGACAAGGCCCUGGCUGACUGCAAGCAUGCGCUGGAGCUGGACAGCCAGUCAGUGAAGGCACACUUCUUCCUGGGCCAGUGCCACCUGGAGCUGGAGAACUAUGACGAGGCCAUCGGCAACCUACAGAAAGCCUACAACCUGGCUAAGGAGCAGCGGCUGAACUUCGGGGACGAUAUCCCUGGAGCCCUCAGGUUAGCAAAGAAGAAACGCUGGAACAACAUCGAAGAGAAGCGCAUCAACCAGGAGAACGAGUUGCACGCCUAUCUCACCAAACUCAUCCUGGCAGAGAAAGAGAGUGAACAAGCAGACUUCAGAGAAAAACAAGAUAACUUGGAAGACAACAGAUGCAGGAAUGAAUUAGCAAAGAUUGAAGCAAAGCAUGAUAAAUAUCUGUCGGACAUGGAAGAGUUGUUCUCUCAAGUAGAUGAAAAAAGAAAGAAGCGGGAUAUCCCUGAUUAUCUGUGUGGAAAGAUCAGCUUUGAGUUGAUGAGAGAGCCCUGCAUUACCCCCAGUGGAAUCACGUAUGACCGCAAAGACAUAGAGGAGCAUCUACAGCGAGUUGGACACUUUGACCCUGUGACCCGGAGUCCCUUAACCCAGGAUCAGCUGAUCCCAAACCUGGCUAUGAAGGAGGUGAUCGACGCCUUUAUCUCAGAGAAUGGCUGGGUGGAAGACUAUUGACCUGCAGGGUUCAAGACAAACCGAGAUACCCUCCUGGAUUUGCACUUUAACCCAGUGGCCGUGUGAUAGACUGCCUUAUGAAGCACGAGUCCCCUGGAAUCUCUCAUUUUACCAUUGUUUUAAUCUGCUCUCAAAGGCUGGGAGCUGAUCCCAAUGGAAAAAUAUAAUAUGUACAAAAUAGCAUACAAAAAAUCAUAUGGUACUGGUGGCUACUACAAAUUGUUUUGAAUGGCCUUGUCAGUAAUACGCUUUAUUCUUUUUAUGUGCACUGAGCACCAUUUCACAGAGUCUACUUGACUGUUUGUUUUAUUAGUCCUUAGAACUUGUUUAGCAUCCAGAUCCUGGUAGGUGCCAGUUUUCAGUCCUAGCUAUUGCGUUCACUUGUCGGGCUGGGGUUUUUGGAUUGGGCCACUAUUUCUUUUUUUUUUUCCCCCUGUGAUUCAGCCACCUAACUGCAAAUCAUGGUUACAAGUAUCAGCACCCACAGAAAAUGGAGCUCUUUAAAUUUUGUUACUGUUUGAGGGGAGAAACUGGAUAAGUGAUGAGCUAGUCUGCGUCCCCACCACUAGAACCACACUGAGCUUCCCCAGAAAGCGAUGUUUUCCACUUACAGCAGAAGUUGUUUUAUUAAAAAAGCUAUUGUACACUUUGCUGCCUUCAUCCCGUGAGAUUUAAAGAACACAAGAAAUAGGCUGUGGAGUGGAGUGGAGUGGAGUGGAGUGGAGUGAGCAUGAGGGGGUUGGGGUUGGACAUAUUGUAUUGUGUAUGUAUGAAGAGUUUGAAAACUCAACUAUCUUUUCUUCAUUGGCAUUCAUAAAGCUAUGGCAUCACAGUAACAACACUGUAAUGUAGCACUGUAGUGGUUUUGCUGUUUUGCAUUUGUGUCCCACACUUGUGUGGUACUAAUAACGUCUAAGUACAGUUUUCUGAAGGCUUAUCUCUGGGUUACUGGGCUAUUAAAGUGAUUGUAGCUAACACAAUAA